This is a messenger RNA of Racocetra persica, 1141 nucleotides long. The record is from the annotation of a GenBank genome assembly. NCBI's taxonomy places the organism in Eukaryota, Fungi, Glomeromycota, Glomeromycetes, Diversisporales, Gigasporaceae.
AUGUCAGAAAGGUCUUCAUUACCUGUCAUCAUCGCAUAUCAGGCGAUGUUUCUUUUUACUGGAUUUUAUCAAACUAUUGCUGCACAGUAUUUAUACUAUCAAGGAGCUGCUAGCGGAAUAAGGUAUAACAUACUUUUUUAUGAGGAUAUUGAAAAUUCAAAGAAUUUCCAGCUUUAUAAUCACAUAAUAUUACACAAUGUUUAUUUGCAGUCUUCUCACAAAUACUGCACAGUACAUUGGAAGUGCCUCGGUUGGGCUGCUGCUAAUACCUACAUGGCAACUGAAGCACAGAAAGAAUAUCAAUUAUUACCAAGUGGUGAUUCUGAAGAUACUUUAGAAAAUACAAAUGACAAAUUUUCAAAUCAGAAAGAAGUCGUUAAUUACAAUUUUAUUAUUGCCGCAUCAUUGUUGGACGUUACGGCUAAUUUUGCAUUAACGAUAGGUUUUUUCUAUGUUGGAAGUGGGAUGUUUCAAGUAAUUUAUAGUUCAGUAGUCAUCUGGUGUGCUAUUCUUUCGUUAAUUUUUCUUGGACGAAAACUUUCAGCAGUACAAUCUCUAUGUAUUAUUGGUGUAUUCGUCGGACUUGCUCUUAGCGCACUGGGAAUUUCUCAAAACCAAGAUGAUCAACACACAAUACCACCACCUACAACUGCUACUGGUCCUACGAUACUUCACUCGUUUAAUAUGUCCUCUACAAUGUUUGGAAUGAUUUUGACGUCGUUUGCUACAUUUGGAUAUGCAUGUGUUUAUGUUGUAUCCGACCAAAUAUUUAUUGUUCGUGUCCCUAAUGAACUUCCGCCCCCUCCAGAAAAAGCAUGCUUCUUAGUAGGAAGCUGUUGUUCAUGUUUGACUAUGUUAUAUGUAAUCUUUUAUACGAUUCCUAACUGGAAUUCGCUAGUGACAGAAGAAAUUGCAAAGAAAGCCGGAUAUGCUGAUACUUUCACAAUCAUAAUCAUAUAUUUGAUACUAGUAUUUGCGUCAUUCGUUCAUAACCUUGCUUAUUAUCAGCUGAUUAAGCGAAUUGGCAAUGUCUCCACUGGAUUGUUAAAUUCUAUUAGAGCAAUUGUAGUAUUUGGACUUAGUCAUGUAAUGUUUUGUAAAAUGGAUGAUGGUCAAUGCUUUAAUGUUUGGAAAGGAUGGA